CGGCGGGUCCUCCUCAAGGUGGUACGCGGCGGGGAGCGCCCCCGGGGCGGACAGAGGUCACCCCGCCCUUCGCUGUGCGCGGGUGUCCUGCAAACCCUGUCUGUGGAGCGGUUUUCCAGCCUCCGCUCUGCCACCUUCACCCUUUGCUCUGCCCUUCCUUGGACGCCGGCCGGGAGGGGCCUGGGAGCCCCCACGCUCGGACUUGCUUUGGAAACGCGCGGCGCCCUACUUCUCCCCGGGGACCGCGGGUCGCUCCCUACCGCCGCAUUCGGGAGGUCCAGCCAGACCUCUCUCGAGAGGGCCGUUCUCAUCUGUCAGACUCUGAAGAAAGGGGCAGCCCACACCUGUUUAGGAGAGACGCCUCACUGUCUCUAUAGAAGCUGAAAUCCAUCAAUCUCCGUUCUUCAAAAUGCAAUGGAAUGUACCAAAGACUGUAUUCCGACUGGCACAUAGGACAUGCAUGGAACCAGAUAAAGCUGGUCAUUUGGGACACUGUCAAAACAUGAAGGGACCAUUACUUUUGUAUACCUCGGAAUCCAGAGUGGUUUGGGUACAGGGCCCUCAGAAACGAUGGCUGCACUUACGUGCUGCCCAGUGUUUUGCAAAGGAAAGGAAGCCAUUCAUUGCUCACCCACCCCAACCAGGGGUCCUUCAUAAACAGUGGGAGCAGGAUAUCUUAUCCAAGAGGGUUCUGUCAUCCAGUGCUGCAUCCCCAGGAACUCCCUCUGAAAAAAAGGAAGAACCUGAUCCUUUACAAGACAGAUCAAUUAGUCUUUAUCAACGAUUUAAGAAAACAUUUAGACAAUAUGGAAAAGUUUUGAUUCCAGUGCAUCUAAUAACUUCUGGUGUUUGGUUUGGAACGUUUUAUUAUGCAGCCAUAAAAGGAGUGAAUGUCGUUCCUUUUCUAGAACUUAUUGGGUUACCUGACAGCGUAGUAAACAUUCUGAAAAAUUCCCAGAGUGGAAAUGCACUAACAGCAUAUGCCCUGUUUAAGAUUGCAACGCCCGCGCGGUACACUGUGACCCUGGGGGGGACCUCCUUCACUGUUAAGUAUCUGCGCAGCCGUGGCUACAUGUCGACGCCACCUCCUGUGAAGGAGUAUCUGCAGGACAGGAUGGAGGAGACAAAGGAGCUCCUCACAGAGAAGAUGGAGGAGACAAAGGACAGACUCACUGAAAAACUGCAAGAAACCAAAGGAAAGGUUUCUUUUAAGAAAAAAGUGGAAUAGGGUGCCUUAUAUACCAGGUUAUAGACAGUUCCUGCACUUUAACCCUUGGGGACUGUGGACAAAGGUACAUGCUCUUGAUUAUUUUUUUGGUUAGCAGCCUAAAUAUAGCAGUUCUCUGAGGGUUAAAGAACUAAGAUAACUUUUUAAAGUUAAACAUCACUAGAAAAAUCAGUGUUUUUUGAAAAGAAAAAAUGAACCCAGUAUAAGGAUUUCAUGUCAGUAGCAGCGUUAAGCAGUGGUCCAUGUCUUCAGUCAUCCUUGCUUUGUGUUUAGAUAGCUGCUGACUCCUUGAAUAGCUGGUGCAGCCCUACACAGAUUUAACACUAGGUCUUCAUCUUUGUUAUUCUUUGAGGUUUUAACGAUAUUCACUUCUCAAUGUGGAGACAAACUGUUAUCAUCAGAACUGCCUGUGAAUAAGAGGAUAUUUAGUUUUUCCCUAAAGAUAACGGUUACAUACCAGUUAAAAUGUAGACUUCAUAUAAAGAAAGCUGAAUGAAAAUUGGGUCAUAUAUAUGUAAAUAAGAUGUAUUGGUUAUAUGUAAAUGAAAAAUUGACCCUUUAAAAAUGAUUUUUACCUGAAGCUUGCCAUAAUCAAAUUUUUUAAGCAAAUCUGUGCGGUCAUGGCAUUUUCUCACCCGGAAUGUAAAACUGUUAUUCCUGCAUCAUGUCCUCUCCAACUGAUCUCUCAGAGGAAAAGGGAAAAUCAUUACACCUUAAGUUUAUGGUGGAGAUCAGACACCCUUAGCAGUACCUGGAGCUUGUGGUUCUCAGCAGUGCAGGUUUGGGAGGAUGGGACCUGCCUGUCCCUGCCACCUGGUCUCUACCAGCCAGAGUCGAUCUUGAUUCCAUUAUGGAGUAAAAUUUUAAGAUUGUAGCUGCUGUUUUCCUCUUGCAUUGAAACAUCCUUACUUGAGCAUUUUACUUGAAUUUUUUAAAUAGCAAAGCUGUCAUUAAAACCUGCUUGGAAUGAAAUUCAGUCGUUGUCAGAUGUGAAAGUUGCCACAAUUUGUGUGGGUGUGUUUGAGGAUGUGUUUGUGUGUUUCCUUUUGCUCUAACUGCCUUUACUUCAGUUCUAACCUUUGAAUUGAAAGAGGGAACGGCCUCUUUCUAGAUUGUCUUUGUUGUGAGUGAUCUGAUAAGGCCACAGGCAUCACUGCUGUGAGGCAGGGUUUUCGUAUUAAAUACUGAGUUUGGCCAAAUUUAGAGAAUACUUUAAAGGGAAAAAAAUGUUUGCAUUUUGAUACGUCUCAUCAUUAUAUUGUCUGUGCUGUGGUUGGACUCUUCUUUGUGGGGGUGGGUGGAGUGGUGAGGGGGCAGGGCUCACUCUGCCACAUGCAGGCCCGAUCAGGCAGGAUGGUUUGUCUCUUGAUACAGAUCGAACGUGUGAUUUCAAAUUGACAGCACAUUUUCAAAUCCAAAAACAGUGAACAUGUUUUAGCUUGUUUAUUAAAUAAUUCACAUUUUUGCAUAUAUUAAAUGCUAAGAUGGAUAUUAACAAAUUUCUUGUUUGUUUAUUUUUAACCACUGAGACUGCUUGGUUUAAAAUCAUGUGUUAUAUGAAACUUUCUUUUUACUUUUCACGUUGGAUAGGGCAUGUUUUCCAAUGAGGGUAAAUUGUGGGUCUUAGAAACACUAAUAACCCUGAGUUUCCACCUUUGGUUCAGCCCGUUUGAGAUUUGUUGCCAUCCAGUUUCAUAACUGUGUUGUGUUUGUCCAGUUACAGAAAGUGAGAUACUAGGGAGUGCUUUGAAAUUCUCUAGUAAAACAUUCUCUGAAGGUGUAAGAAGUUCUUUUGUCAUUAUUUAGUAUCAGGAAUAUCUGAUCUUGUCAAAUGCUGCUGCUCUCAUCUUGCUAACCUAGUCCUUAAGGGAAGCUACAAAGAGCCGAAAGGGGGACCCCUGGAAUAUGCGUGUGGAGUAUUUGUAGCAGGCCAACAGUACAUAGUGGGCAUUGAGUUAAAUUAUCCGGGUGUGUGUGUGGUAAAUAUCAUAACCAUUUCAUUUACAAUAAGCCUUAUACUUGCUGUGUCUGGUGUGCACAUCUGUAUUUAAGUAGGAUUGUUGACAGGGUAAAGAGGGAGCCAUGGCUGAGAUUUAAUUUAACACCUAUAAAAUAGAUGAAAAGUGUUUGCUCAGCAAAUUAACAGUUGAAAUGAAAAAUAGAUUAGGUAAAAAAAGACUUAGUUUAUUCAAGAAAAAUAGCAAAACCAACCUUUUAAAGUACCACAAAAAUGUCUCUCACUGAACCAGCAUUUUGCAUACAGUAGGGUGCUAUUUGCAGAUUCCAACAAAGGAGAAAGAGUUCAUGUAUUAAGGUCACCUUCCUGCCACUAGUGAAAAUAAUAAAACUAUGCCUUCAAAUAUAAUCUUCAGCUUAUUUGUUAUAGAAUCUGCCUUCCAUUUAUUUACAGAUGGAAGAUGUUACUGUAGUCCUUUAUGCUCUAGGAAGCAGUGGAGCUAUUGGCUGUCUUAUUUCAGUGACCUCAGAAGGUAAUUCCAGGAAUUUUAUAAACAUCUUAACAGUUUGGGCAGAAGAGGUGUUUGAAGAAAAGAAGCAAGUUGUAUGUUAGACAUAUCUAGCUCUUUCUUGUGUUCUUUCCACUUGGUUCAUCUUCAGGAUUUCUUAUCCAAAUUCAGAUGUUCUGAACAAAGCCACUGUAGAAGAUUGUAGAGUAUGGUGAUGGUAAUGAAAUGGACAGAAAAUGUUUUAGCAAAUGAGUCAGAAAGAGUACAAUGCAUCUUUCCUGAUACCUUUGAGAUGAUACCGUUUUUAUAAAAUGCAUUGGUGAGAUAUACAUUUCUGAAUUAUUAAAGGAUUCUGUCUGAAAAAUACUUGCUUUCAUGGUAAUAUAGACGUAUUUCUUCUGUUGGCUACAGCUUACUUUUUAAAAUGGGGACCUUCAUUUAUUUCAGAUUUUCAAAAUUGAAUCUCCAUAGGGAAAGAUAUGGAGUUAGUUUAGAAGAAAGUAAAAUACAUUUAGAUUAAGUGUUACCAACAUUGGUUUGAAGUAGUUUUUGGUAUUAGAUGCUUACUCAGUUGGCUUUUCCCAAGCCAUGGUCUACGGUGCGUCCAGUCACAUUGGCCUAGAGGCCGGAGUUGCACAGGAGUGUUCAUAAAAAGUGUGGGCCUCUCUACUGCCUUGGAAUUUAACCACCUGAACCAGAAAUCUGCAGAACCAGAGGUGGGUGCUUUUAAUUAUUCAUUCUGCAAAUAGGAGCUUUGUUUGGUCUCUCUUGGUCCAUCUGUAUAUUAUGGAGUACCCAAAAGAUUCUGCCUCCUUGACCCAAAGGAACAACAGAGGCAAGAAUUCUCCUUCCCUUAGAGACUUGGCCAGAAUUCGUCUUCAGCCGUGAAUUUUGGCCUGGCUUUCUGAUUUUUGAAAGAUAUUUGUCCUGCAUUUUGAGCUUGUAACUUACAUUUGAGAAAUGCUAAGUUUGUGCCAAUUGGGUAUAGUUUUCCAAACUCUUUGAGAUUUUUUUCCUUUGUGACUUCCAUGUCAAGCUGGUUCAUUUUAACUCAUUAAAACAAGUUUUUGGUUGUCUUGCUUCUUCAGGGUUAGGCUUUGAAAAUCAAGCUGUAUUCUUCCCCGUAAAUCGCUGGCAGCCACCAACAGUAAUGAUGACAGAUCAUAAUUAUCUUGUGGUAGUUAUCUGGCUAUUUUGAUAAGAAUGAUUCUCUCAGCAGAGAGAAUGCGGCUUGACUUCAGAAGCCUUCUGGGCAGAGUAUGACGUUAUUCCGCUGACUUGGACAGUGCUCGUGGGAAGUGCACAGGCAGCCCCAAAGUCCUCCUCAGCACUUGUGGUUUCUCUCUACAGGUAAGAGGGCUCAUAGAGCCUGAGACGAACAGAAAGCACUUUCACGUUGUGUUUUCUCUGGGACAGCAUGGUCCAUAAGAGCAGAAGUUGUAAGACAGGUCAGAGAUGUUCCACGUGUAGCCACAAUAUAUUCUCAUUCUUCCCGACUGUGAGGAAUGCAUAGAACCUUUCUUCCUUCUUUCCUUACCUCUCCCUCCCUCCCUAUGUCCAGCUUUUUCUGCUUUGAAUUUUGACCAUUUUAAAUGGUAGAAAACUCUCUUUGAAUUGAAAAAGAAAAAGGCGAGUUUGCAUGCAAGCAUGCCUGGUUGUCCUGCGGUAGCCGGUAUGUGGUUCUCCGUCCCUCUGGUGGGCAGGCGCCAUGGCCCACUCCUCAGUAAGAGUGGGACAGAUAGCUUGCAGGUGUUUCCUGACUUUCUAAUCAGGUACCUGUUGAAAGUAAGCCUUUUACUCCAUUUGGGUAAUUUCAUAAGGUUACUUUUAAGUGUACCAUAUAUGAAAUAUAUCUAAUAUAAUCUACAUGAAAUCUACCUAGUAUAAUCUAAAUAGGGUAAAACAGUGAGAUGUUUCAGCUCCUUAACACUAAUUGAGGGUUUGUUUGUUUUUAAAAAAAAAGAACAUACAGCAUUUCCUCUGUAUACACAAGUAUUAAGCUGUUAUUUUAUAUUCACCUUUAAGUACGAGAUUUGAGAUUCUGUAAUGAUUUGAAGCACAUUUUGACUAAUUUGUAUUUUAUUGAAUUUGAGUCAGUAUUUUCUUUGGACACAAUCUUGCGACUUAAGUAUGGCUGUUGCUUUACUUUUCUAAGAAUAGUGGCUGUUUGGGUUCUCUCUUUGCAAGGGUCCCAAAGGCACAGUUUGUCCAGUCCUCAAACACUGACUGCCCUGCCAUUCACCUUGGUCUGGAGGUAGUUACAGGGCUUGGUUGCCAUCGUGCUCUAUCACCAUGUACUUGUUAUUCUCCUCCUGAAGAAGAUGGAAGAUACGGUAGGUUGCAAUUGCAUUCCUCACUUCUUUUGGUUUGGAAAUAAGGGACAAGUCUUACUUUCCAAAAAAAGUUGAAAAUAUUAUUAUCAGUCAAACAUUUGUCCACAAAACCUAAUGUAACUUCUGUUGAGAAAUCUAGAUCAUUUUGUAACUGCAUUAUUCUGGAAGCAUUUUAGAUUAAUAGAAGUUUUCUCAGUCAUAAACCCAAUUUUCCCUCUAGUGGGUCACUUCAGAAUGUUGAGGCCAGUAGUUGUAGUUGAAGAAAGGUGCAGGAGAGCCGGGUCAGACAUUCAAAUCCAGGAACUAAGUAAGGUAAAGUAAGUCCCUGCUUUGGAACUUUUAAAAUUCUUUGUAUUUUUGGAGCUGAAGCCAAUUUAUGAAUAUUCCUAGUCCUCUGUCCUCUUCUGGUGACUUGCAUCAUCUUUUCCCUUUUAACUUCAUAAUUUUCUUUUUUUAAAUAAAUUUUAUUUAUUUGUUUGUUUGUUUUGGCUGCGUUGGGUCUUCGUUGCUGCACACGGGCUUUAUCUAGUUGCUGUGAGCAGGGGCUACUCUGUUGUGGUCUCGGGCUUCUCAUUGCAGUGGCUUCUCUUGCUGCGGAGCACGGGCUCUAGGUGUGCGGGCUUCACUAGUUGUGGCACGUGGGCUCAGUAGCUGUGGCUCACGGGCUCUAGAGCGUAGGCUCAAUAGUUGUGGCGCACGGGCUUAGUUGCUCCAUGGCAUCAUAAUUUUCUUUAAUUCUUUCUUUAGAGUGAUAUUUCAUUAUCCAAAGAGGAUUCAGCCUCAGAAAAUACCCCAUCCUCCCUUGGUAAGAAAGUGAGUUUGCUUUUCCUACUGCGCUUGUGUGGAGGGUCAUGGUGGUGGUCACAGCACCUGAGCCUGCAUUUGUGACACUUGGAACAGCUCAGAUUGGAAUUUUCCUUUUCCUUGGGGUCAAUCGGUGGAACAUCUGAAGCAUCAGGAGCUGGCUUUUGUGGUAACUUUUCACACUGGGAAGUUCAGUGUAUCCCUGACUAAGAACUGUUAGGCUGGCCUCUCUGGGAGUGGAGAACGUGUGUGUGUGAGGUUUACGGGAGGUUGACAGGUAAAACCAUGUGCUCGUGGAUGGUUCCAGAAGAAAGGGAGUGUGCCAGCAUUGGUGAAGAGCAUGCAUACGUGGUACAGGAUCCCGGCACCGGGAGCCUGGGGUCCAUGCGGUUUCCUUGAGGCCAUGACAGCGCUCAGAUCAGUGUUAGCUCCCCCACCCCUCACAGAAAGGAAGCCAGAGAAGGAAAAAAUGGGGGCAAGGUGGGAAAUUAUUUUUUUUAAACUAUUCUCCCUUCAGAUUUUCACAUUUUAUUGCUAAGGUUGUAAGAACACUCUCCAACACACACACAACGUGGUUUGUUAACCAAAAAAGCUGUCCACAUCUAGAGUAAGGAGAAAAGAAACAGAUGUAUUUUACUUAAAACCGUGGCGAGGAGGUUUGGGUCCUGGUGGCUCAGUCUCUGCCUUGACACAGGUGCUCCAACCCCCUCGGCACUAACUUGGCCCGUUUCCGUCACUGGCAUUUUAAGCUGCAGUGUUAGCGUAGAGAGCAUGCCAAGGCAGAGUGCUAUUUACAAGUCUGUAGGAAUUGGGCGAACCUGGAAAGUGAAAGCUGAGCAGCACAGCUCCCUCUGUGGGGGCCGCAUGUGGCAAGCACACCCUCUCCUCCAGUCUUCGCGCGGGUGACCCUAUUGUAUGAGUGACAUUUGUAGACAUUAACCUGAGACAGAGCUAAUACUUGAGGCCGCCAGGUCUAUAGGCUCCAAAGCCUGUGCAGCCCUUGAACUGUAAGCAGGAAAUCUCAAGCAGGACCUCAGGGUCCCCCACCGAAGCCGGGGUGGCGGACACAGCCUGGCUCAGGUGGGGCCAAGGGCGGGCCAAGGGGAUGGGUCCCUGGCCUGCCACGUGGAGAGGCCAAAGUCAGCACUUUGAUUUGAAAGCAUGCUUACUCUGUCUGCUAGUGUAGACUGCUAGAAUAUUUUGUGCUUCCAGAUUCUGGUGGUAGUACCACAGUAAACUCUAUAAAUGCAAAUGGCUUUGUAAACAGGUUAAGUCAUAUAGGAGCAGUAUACUAUACGCAAGUGUGUGUAAAUGUAUGUAUACUGCUUCCUGGUAAAGCCUUUUGAAAGUCUGUAUUGCAGUUAACACCAUGCUGUGUUCAAAUGACUAAGACUGUAGCUUUUGAUUUUUUUAAAGUAGGGUGAAUGAGGUUUGCAUUAUUAGGGCAAAAGCCCAAAGUCUGGACAGACACAUGCCAUCAAAACAAUGAAAUUUACAAAUGCACAGCUUUUACCUUUUGGCUGCUAUUUUAAAACAUGCAUUUUAAUUAGAAUCCAUUCAAAGCAAAACGUCAAAACAGUGUAAAGAGAGAAAUCUAUCUAUGAUGUUUUAAGUAACAGGCUCGUUAUAAACUGUUUUGUGCAAGUGUCAUCAUGGAGAGUCAGAAAUAAGUGUUUGUUCCAAGGCCACUGUGAGUGGGUCUCUGAAGGAUUCUGGAGGUUUCUUUCGAGCACACUGCUUUUCUAUAUGUCCCCGAGGGUGCAGGGAGAGGGCUGCCUGAGUUGCUAGUCCAUCUGCUUAGCUGUUGGCAGCUCUGCUGUUUCACGAACGACCCAGUGAACAGAAGUCGGUCCAAGAAAGCCAGAGACUGGCGGGGUCUGGGAUCCGGUGCAGGCCCUGAAGUGCAGUGGGGGCUCCCCAUGUACCAGGUGGGUCAGCAGGGAGCCUAUCGCCAGGGAGGGAGGUGUUGGGCUCUGUUAUGUCCUGUGCUGAGUGCAGCCUGAGCAGAAAACGGUGGGUCCAGACCUGGGCAUCUCCCUCCCUGGCUGGCGGUGCCUUGGCUUUCGAGGGCCCACAGGGGCUCCUUGGCCUCUGGCGCUUCAGCUCCAGCCCGAUGGACAGACAGCUCCUGGGUCACCAGCAGCCUCCAGGCCUAUUGUCUGUUUUUGGCCUGGGGCUUCUUCUGAAGUCUUCAGAGCCUUCUCAGUGCACAGCCAGGGCUGCGGGAAGGGGUCCCACAGGCCCCCGACCGUGGAGAUCAGUGUCCCGCCUCCUGUCCUCCAAGAGUGCAGCCUCUGGUUUCCCAGCGCCACACUGAGCCCCGCUGCCCAGAUGGACACCAGUGGGCCCACCCUGACCAUCUCCUGCCUCCUCCAGAGCAGCUCCAAGUAACCUCCCUGCACCCAGACUCUAGACCCAGCCAACCAGGCGACCUCAUAUAGAAAUGGGUUUACUGAACCCAGUCCAGUAGGAAUCAAGCCUGGAAUCUCCUCUCCUUCUGUGACGAAAGUUUAUACCCGUCUUACCUUCACUGAGGGAUAUAAGUUUGGGGAAUAUUCUUUAAAAUUUCUCCAAUAUCUGCUGAAUAAGAGAUUAUAGAAUUUAUUCAAGAGCAUAAUGUGGUUUAUCAGUGACUAUUUGCUGUUUUAAGAGAAAGAAAUCCUUUUCUUACAGCUAUUUUCCUCCUUAUAGCUUUCUAAUCCCCUUUCCAAAAUAGUCUUAAAAAAUUAAUUCAGAAUCUAAAAUGGGUUUUAUGGGAGCUCCUUGGCGGUCCAGUGGUUAGGACUUGGCGCUUUCACUGUCGUGGCCCAGGUUCAAUCCCUGGUCAGGGAAUUAAGAUCCCACAAGCUGCGUGGUAUGGCCAAAAAAAAAAAAAAAGUUUUAUAACUAGAGUUUGGGGCCCAUACAGUUAUUUAAAUGGUAUUUUAAGAUUUCAGUUUCCAAAGUUCAUUUGUUUCCACAGUUCAUUACUAACAUAUAGAAAUGCAAAAAUAUUUUAAUUGUAUUUCCUGCAACCAAGCUAAACUCACUUAUUCUAGUAGUUUGGUAGGUUGUAUGAAGUUUUAUACAUUCACAAUUAUGUAAUCUGUGAAUCCAUAUACUUACUUAGAGCUUAGAGAUAUCAUUCUAAUCUCUCAGUUGAAGGAAACUUAGAUUCCUUUUGCUCCAUCAUCAUGAACUGAAAACCUCUGAUGCCAAUGACCUUAUUAGCCUCUGAGGGUGUCUGCUGAACAAUUCUCUUUAGAAGUCUCGCUCACGUUUUGGGCCGAGUUGACUCAGUUUGUGACAGCUUCCAGAAGCCUGAAGGUGACACCUCAUCUCAGGUGACUAUCCCUGAGUGUUCUGUGUAGAACCCAAAACUGUAUGAUGUGAUCUGCCAGGGUUAUUUAUAGCAAAUACAAUGAUUUCUGAAAAGUCAGAGUGAAUAAGAACUGAAUGGGACGGUUACCUGGGGAACCAUAAUAACCGUUUCUGAGACGGGUUUUUAAAUACAAGUAGGUUCCCCCCCACCCCCCAACAUAUGUGCUUUGUCGGUGAAAUAUUUUUUUAAAAAAACAGGAGACACGUUUA
Messenger RNA from Balaenoptera acutorostrata (minke whale), 10400 nucleotides. RefSeq names its product family with sequence similarity 210 member A (gene MIMS1). Gene Ontology annotation, cellular component: mitochondrion. Lineage: Eukaryota; Metazoa; Chordata; Mammalia; Artiodactyla; Balaenopteridae. The record is from RefSeq and is a predicted model, not a curated record. The transcript has 4 exons. The coding region runs from base 410 to 1228 and encodes 272 amino acids.